Molecule: messenger RNA, 1988 nt
Organism: Mucor mucedo
Lineage: Eukaryota; Fungi; Mucoromycota; Mucoromycetes; Mucorales; Mucoraceae
Exons: 6
Coding region: 21-1937 (638 amino acids)
Biological process (GO): phospholipid biosynthetic process
Cellular component (GO): endoplasmic reticulum membrane
Molecular function (GO): glycerol-3-phosphate O-acyltransferase activity; glycerone-phosphate O-acyltransferase activity
Source: RefSeq, a predicted model, not a curated record
AAAAAAAAUUAUUCUUAGAAAUGGAUUUGAAACAUUUAGGUUAUGACCUCACAGUCUCCUUUAUGACUUUUAUUAUUAGUCUUUUUUUUCGUGAAAUAAGACCUAGAGGCUCACAUCGUAUCCCUACCGAGGGACCUGUUAUCUUUGUCGUUGCACCUCAUGCCAACCAGUUUGUAGAUCCUUUACUUGUCAUGAGAGAGUGUAAACGUCGUGUCUCAUUCUUGAUAGCCGAGAAAUCCAUGCAUCAAAAAUUCGUUGGUUUUAUUGCUCGUAUGGUUCAUGCUAUUCCGGUGAUAAGACCUCAAGAUUUAGUGAGAAAGGGAAAAGGCACAAUUCAUAUUGAUUGCAAUGAUAUGCUUCAUGUGAUUGGUACGAAUACACAAUUUACAACACAACUCUGUCCUUCCGACAUGAUUUUAAUGGGAGAGGAUAAAGCACAAGUGGUCGAGAUUAUUUCAGACACAGAAUUGAUGAUUAAGCAUGAAUUUAAAUUAUUGGAUGGAGGAGAACACGAGUAUAAAUGUAUGCCUCAUGUAGAGCAAGCAUCGGUUUAUCAAUCCGUUCAUGAUGCAUUAAAUAGUGGUGGUUGUAUCACUAUCUUUCCUGAAGGUGGAAGUCAUGAUCGUAUGGAAAUGUUACCCUUGAAAGCUGGUGUGACAUUAAUGGCUUUGGGUGCCAUGUCCCAAUAUCCCGGUUUGGAUGUCAAGAUUGUACCUGUCGGUUUAAACUAUUUUCAUGCUCACAAAUUCAGAUCGAGAGCAGUGAUCGAAUUUGGUCCUCCUCUCACAAUUUCUCCUCGUCUGGUAGAAAUGUAUGAACAGGGCGGUCAAGAAAAGAGACAGGCAUGUGGGAAAUUAUUAAAUACUAUUUAUGAUGCUUUAAAAUCCGUCACGUUAAAUGCCGAAAGUUACGAAACAUUAAUGUUCAUUCAAGCGGCAAGAAGACUGUAUAAACCUGCACACCGUAAAUUACACAUAUCCCAAGUAGUGGAUUUAAAUCGUCGAUUCUUAAUCGGGUAUAAUAUGAAUAAGGACGACCCACGCGUGGUGGAAUUGGAAGAACGUGUCUUGGCCUAUAAUCAGUUACUCAAGUAUCACGGUAUUAAGGAUCAUCAAGUACCUAAAACCCAUGUGGGAGGUGCUCAUACGGUUCUUUUAAUUUGUAAGCGACUCUUUCUGGUACUCCUUUUAGCUCUCUGGGAUUUCCCCGGUGCGAUUCUUAAUUUACCCGUGGUCAUUGUGGCUAAUAUCAUCAGUCAAAAGAAAGCAGCAGAAGCACUCAAGAGUUCCAAGGUCAAAAUCGCGGGUCGAGAUGUAUUGGCUACAUGGAAGGUCUUGGUAGGUUUGGGCCUGGUGCCUUUACUCUAUUCGUUCUAUAGUCUGAUCGUCGGUUUCGUUCUCUACAAGACAACUACACUUUCACUGUGGCGUGUGUUACAAGUAUGUGUAUGUACAUGGUUUGUCAUUGCGGGUAUCUCUUAUGCUUCACUUCGAUCGGGUGAAAUCGGUCUGGAUAUUGCUAAAUCUUUAAAACCCAUGAUCAUGUCUGUCUUGGACCCUUCCGGUGCAGAAAUCUUGAGACAAAAUCGUAACACAUUAUCAGCCAACAUUACAGAUUUAAUUAAUGAAUAUGGGCCUAAAACCUUUCCUGACUUUGAUGUGGAUUACAUCAAUCGUAUGAAAGUGGUGAGUACACCACCAAGUCGUAGUUCGAGUUCAAGUAGUUUUAAUCUAUCAGGAUUAACCACACUCAAGACAUUUCAACCCAAAUUUAUCGAUACCUUGCAAGAUCAUCAAUUGUUCAAUUGGACUUAUACGCGUGAUUUCUUUACUCGUAGUGGAUCCAAUACCCCUUCACUUAUCAGUCGAUCCAAUAGUUUUAGUGCAGAUGAUGAUGUGUCUAUUGAACAUGUCUAUCAUAUCCGUAAAGAUGAAUAAAUAAAAAUAUAGAUUUUAUAAAAAAAAAAAUUAAAAAAUUUAAAACGAAAA